AUGGCUGGAGCUCCAAUGAAGGCGUCGACGAAGGUCUACUCGGUGUGGGCGCUCCCGCCGGACGAUGUCCGGGACCGGCUCAAGCGCCUCGUGUCCCCCCUCCGAUCCGAGUUCGGCGACCCCGCUUUCGAGCCCCACAUCACCGUCGUCGGCUCCAUUGGCCUCGCCCCCGAUGAUGCCCUCCGCCGCUUCGGCUCCACCUGCGCUGCCCUCUCUCCCUACCUUGAUCCCUUUUCUGAGAUCAACUUCGAGGUCUCGGCGCUCGCCCUUUCCAAGACGGACACCGAGGACCAGAGCUUGGAGUCGUGGGAGGUCGUGGAGCUCUGCCACCUCUCCAAUGGUAAGUAG
This is a messenger RNA of Musa acuminata AAA Group (dessert banana), 348 nucleotides long. Its product is annotated as cyclic phosphodiesterase-like. Gene Ontology annotation, molecular function: 2',3'-cyclic-nucleotide 3'-phosphodiesterase activity. The record is from RefSeq and is a predicted model, not a curated record. NCBI's taxonomy places the organism in Eukaryota, Viridiplantae, Streptophyta, Magnoliopsida, Zingiberales, Musaceae. The coding region runs from base 1 to 348 and encodes 115 amino acids. The transcript has 2 exons. Gene Ontology annotation, biological process: cyclic nucleotide metabolic process.